AUGGCAUAUAAGAAGGUUGUGGUCAUGAAGGUGGCAGUACUAGCUCUUGUGCGAGCUUUAUCUGCAACAGAAAUUUCUACAAGACCUGAUGUUCAUGUCUUGGAUCUCUUUCACCUACUAAGCGCUGCCAAAAACCAUGCUUCUGAUAACUUUGUGAGAGUGGUGCAUGGGAAGAAUAAAGGAAAUAGCAUAGCUUGCUGUGAUGCUUGCGCUUGCACUAGAAGCCAGCCUCCGCAAUGCAAAUGCAACGAUAUCUUCCGCGAUGAAGAUCGAUGCGAGGGCUGUGGUUUAUGCAUCUGCACAUUUAGCAUUCCCCCAAUACGCACGUGCACUGAUACAACAGACUCUUGCAGUCCACUAUGCUCCGCUGAUGCUGCAGCUAAUUCUGUAUUGAAGACUAAAGUUGCUCUCAACUAA
This is a messenger RNA of Ziziphus jujuba (common jujube), 417 nucleotides long. Its product is annotated as seed trypsin/chymotrypsin inhibitor IVA. The transcript has 2 exons. Gene Ontology annotation, molecular function: serine-type endopeptidase inhibitor activity. The coding region runs from base 1 to 417 and encodes 138 amino acids. Gene Ontology annotation, cellular component: extracellular region. NCBI's taxonomy places the organism in Eukaryota, Viridiplantae, Streptophyta, Magnoliopsida, Rosales, Rhamnaceae. The record is from RefSeq and is a predicted model, not a curated record.